AUGUCGACGAUUUCGAUCCACCGGACCGAAUUGCUUAGAAUCACGCACAAUCGAUCGCGAAUUUUCCGGCAGAGAUAUCGGAGAACUAUUCCUCCUUGGAGACUGACGAUCUGUUCGAGAUCUUCUGAUACAUCUAAGAAGGAAGAACUAUCUGUACAUAUAUCGAAUUCGCCUACGAUUCCUCAGGUUGAUCAAUUAAAACCUGAGGGUUUGAGAUUCGACCGUUUGCAGCCUCCCAAGUCUGAGUUUGUUCAGGAAGAUAGAUUGGAAUUUGGUAAAUUCGUAGCACGUGAAGCCAUUCUUGAUGAAGAAUUCUGGACAGCAGCUUGGCUACGUGCAGAGAGUCAUUGGGAAGAUCGUGAGAGUGAAAGAUAUGUUGAUAACUUCAAAAGGAAAUUUGCAGAGCAGGAGUUUAAUGCCAUAAAGAGAAGAUGUAAAGGGCAGCAAGGACAGAAAUGCUCAUGUAUCGUUGCGGUGAGAAAGGAAGAGAGGCACAUUAAGCGUUCAGUAAUCAAAAGUGUGGUUGGGACGCUUGAUUUGAGCAUUCGGUUUUUCUUGCAAGGAGAGACCUUUCCUGGGGAAAAGGUAAAGUCUCAACUGUUCUGCAGCAUAAACAAUGAAGGAUCAAAAAGGUAUGGUUAUAUUGGUAAUCUGUGUGUUGCGAAAUCAGCACGCCGCCAGGGCAUUGCUUGCAACAUGUUACGCUUCGCUAUCGAAUCAGCCAGAUUGAGUGGAGUUGAACAAGUAUAUGUUCAUGUACAUAGAAACAAUUUAGUUGCUCAGGAACUAUACAAGAAGACCGGUUUCGAGAUUGUUGAAACGGGACAAUCUGAAUCAUCGGAUGAUGAUACAUACCUUCUCCAAUACACAAGAUAA
Messenger RNA from Microthlaspi erraticum, 876 nucleotides. The record is from the annotation of a GenBank genome assembly. NCBI's taxonomy places the organism in Eukaryota, Viridiplantae, Streptophyta, Magnoliopsida, Brassicales, Brassicaceae.